This is a messenger RNA of Anopheles maculipalpis, 1603 nucleotides long. RefSeq names its product regulator of chromosome condensation (gene Rcc1). Gene Ontology annotation, molecular function: guanyl-nucleotide exchange factor activity. Gene Ontology annotation, cellular component: cytoplasm. Bases 23 to 1603 code for a protein of 526 amino acids. Lineage: Eukaryota; Metazoa; Arthropoda; Insecta; Diptera; Culicidae. The transcript is spliced from 4 exons. The record is from RefSeq and is a predicted model, not a curated record.
GUCUUGUAGCGCCGCAUAAACGAUGGGACGCGGUCGACCGAGAAAGGAGGCGCCGGCGGAAGGUGAUGGCCCGGCUGCCAAAAUGCAGCGAACCAAGAGGCUCGAAAUUCCGCUCACAACACUGCCGAAGCUUUCGGGCAAUGUGUUAGCGUGCGGGCAGGGCGAGAUGGGUCAGCUAGGCAUGGGAGAGGACGUGAUGGAGAAGACGCGGCCCGCCCUCGUCGAAGGCUUGUCGGAUGUGGUACAAAUUUCGGCCGGUGGUAUGCACAAUCUGUGUCUCACGCGGCACGGCACAGUGUAUUCGUUCGGUUGCAACGAUGAAGGUGCGCUUGGCCGGGACACCUCCCAAGAAGGGUCCGAGUUUGAGCCCAAGUUGAUCGAGCUGCCUGGACUGUGCGUUAAAAUUUCGGCCGGCGAUUCGCAUUCCGCCUGUCUGCUGAACGAUGGGCGCGUGUAUGCCUGGGGCUCAUUCCGGGAUUCGCACGGAAACAUGGGCCUUACGCUCGAAGGCAACAAACGGUUACCAAUCGAAGUAUUGCCCGGUAAUCGGUGGGUUGACAUCGCAUCCGGCUGUGAUCAUCUCGUGCUGCUGUCCGACAUCGGCCACAUCUACACGGUGGGUUGCGCAGAACAAGGGCAACUUGGUCGCGUAUCAAUCCGGGCAGCAUCGGGAGAAUCUCGUCGCGGCAAAACACAGCUACUUCAGCCGGGUAUAGUAACGCGGCGUGGCAAAAUAAUUGUGGCCGAUGCGAUCUGGGCCACUACGUACUGCACCUUUUACAAGGACCAUCAAACGGGGCGAAUAUUUGCGUUCGGACUAAACAACUACUGUCAGCUCGGCAUACCGAACCCGAGCGAGAACGUCGUAAAGCCCGUAUUCGUACCGGAACCGACGAGUUUCGACGAGGUGUUACAGAUUGCGGGCGGACAACAUCACACACUGGUAUUAAGGACGGACCACAAGGUGUAUGCGAUCGGGCGUAAAGAGUACGGCCGGCUGGGACUUGGGGACGACGUAAAGGACGAUGCGAAAACGCUUCAACCGGUGGCAGUGCUCGGCGAUCGGAAGGUGGUCAGUGUGUGCUGCGGCGAAAGUACCUCGUUCGCCGUCACGGACAAGGGUGAGCUGUACGCGUGGGGUAUGGGUUCCAGUUUGCAACUGGGGACGGGAUUGGAGACGGAUGAAUCCAAACCGGUACUGAUCACCAGCAAACAGGUGGCAGGUAAAGUGAUCCUGCGUGCAUCCAGUGGUGGACAGCACAGCUUAUUCCUUGUGCAGGAAACGCCGACCGUAACGGAAAAGGCACCAACGAAGGUGGCAGCUACCAAGAAGGCCAAAACAGAAUCCGCAAGUACAACGGAGGUGGCUGCAAAUGGUCUGGCGAAACAUUCCGAAACCACAAACGGUGAUGGUGAUGGCGAUGAAACGGCCACGGUGACGACGACGACGACGACGAAGAGUAGUACCGACGACAGUGAACCAACAACGAAUGGUGGCGUAGAAACGGACGUCCCGGGUGGUACUACGACUGCUGGAAAGGAAAAACCGGCCCCUGCUAAAGCAACAGCGAGCGGUGGUGGUAGGAAACGGAAAAUUCAAUGA